AUAAGAGUUGAUCUGUGAGAAAUAUAACGACAACGCAGACAUGCAGUUACAAAUAUUGUGCCGGAAAACUCGUCUAUGACAAAUGGCAAAAUACUGUAAGGACAAAUUAGAUAUCAAAUUUCCAAAAACAUAGAGUAAUUCAGAACAGCAACAGCAAUCACUUAGCAGUAACAGUAAUUUUGAGCUGUAAAAUGACACAUAUGCACAUACAGGCGUAUGCACGUAUAAAAAUAGAGAAACAAACAAAACCAUAACUUGUUAGGACACAAAGAGUUGUUUACUCUUGGGCUUAUGUAAUAAACUGUUUUCAUCAUACACAUUACUGUAAGAGAUAUAGCAGACCACGUUUACUGAAAUUCCAAGCGACACUAUAUCUGAAAAUAUCAGAGUGGAAGAGAAAAUUAAGAAGAAUUAAGAUCAGACCCGAAUAAGGCAAGAAGAAAUAUCGGAAAAUAAGUCCAUUGUUGACUCUAGAAUUUCGUGCAGGUGACUUCGUAGUUAGCAAGAUGACAAGUUAUAUCCAUGAACCAAGUCGAAUACCAGCUGUUUGGCAAACGAUUCCUGAGAAACUAAGAUGCUUAGCGGAAGAGCAGCCAGACAAAUUAGCAUUUGUUGUAUAUAAAGAAAAACACGAUCGACAGCAAUUGACACGAAAAGAGGUGUAUGACGGUACUGUGAAGUUUGCAAAAGCUCUUGUUAAUUUAGGCGUUAAGAAAGGAGAUCACGUCGCUUUAUGUAUAUCCAACUGUGUAGACCUCAUAAUCUACGAUAUCGGAAUUAUUAUGGCCGGAGCAGUUUCAGUGAGGCUGAAUCUAAAUUCAGGAGAUUUUAAUGUCAUGUUUUCCGGAUGCAAAGCGGUAAUAUUUGACUCAAAAGAUUCAUUGGAUAAAUUUUGUACAAUUGCUCAAAUUUCCGAUAACGGUAAAGUAACUAGCGAAAUAUAUCCGGAAUUGAAGUUUGUCAUUAAUAUAUCCAACACAUAUUGCCCAUCUAACGUUCUAUCUGCCACAAAACUCAUGUUAAAUAUCAUAGACAGUGAGCAAGUUGACUUACCUAGUUUGGACCCAGAAGACGUCGCAUUUAUUUGCCAAACUUCCGGUACUACAGGCCGACCUAAAAAUAUCUAUCACACACAUUAUAACUGGUUGAAUUGCUCAGUAUAUAUCAUGAAUGCAAGUAGUAUAACCUCAGAUGAUACAAUGUACAACACUCGUCCAAUGAUAUACAUUGGUGGCUAUCCAUUUGGGUUUUUUACUUUUGGAACCACCCAUGUAACUGGAAAUGUUCAAAUGCUAAACGACAUUAAGAACUUAGAGUUUAUUGAAAGUAUAUGGAAAAAAGAAGGCUGUAAUGUACUCUGGCUUCUUCCACAGCAUCUACAAUUACUCAGAGACUGUGGGCAUCGCGCAAAAGCUAUUUUUACCGGUGGAGAUAUGCUUACAAAAGAAUCGUUAAUGCAUUCCUUAAACUUUACUGAGCAUAUACAAAUUGUUUAUGGAAGUAGUGAAGCUACAUUUUUAACUUCACGGGUAUUUACCAAAAAAAAUAUUUCUGAACAUCUUCCAAAAAUGAUAGGGAGGCCUUUUCCCGAUACAGAAUUGAAAAUUGUUGACGAUAACGGAAAAACCGUUAAUAUAGGAGAGGUUGGUAAUAUUCAAGCGCGAAAUAAAUGGAUUGCUAAAGUAAACCUGAGUGGCGAUUCGACAACGACAAAUGGCUGGCUGUCAAUGUCAGAUAUAGGUUAUAUGACACCAGAGGGUGAUGUUUUUCUAGUCGGAAGAAAUACAGAUUUUAUUAAGAAGUCAACAGUGAAGAUACCUAUCAGACAAGUUGAGGAAUAUGUCAGUCAUCACCCUAGUGUAGAAGACGUAGUUGUGGUUCCGAUACCGGAUGAGAAAGUUGGUGAACAGGUGUGUGCGUGUAUUACCACCCGAGAUAAUCACGAAUUCAAUGAAGACGGGCUUAAAAAGUUCUGCUUGGAAAUUAUGCCACAGCAAAGCGCUUUUGAUUUUGUAACGCUGCAACCAGAUUAUUUCUUACAUUUUACACGCUUUCCAUUAUUAUCCUCUCAGAAAUUUGACAGAAGGGCAAUUAAAUCAACAGCAAUUGAUUUAGUAGAAACAAAAUAUUAAAAAAUAAAUCAACCUUUUUUCAGAACUGAAUUAGGGGUAAUUUAUAGUCGGUUACUGAAAUUAACCACUAGUGAAUAUUCAUUCUUAGAAUUUAUUUCGUUACAACUCUGAAUUAGUAACGGAGCAUGUUUUAGUUCUCGAAAUUCAUCACUUAUUUUAUAUUUCUGCUUCCAAUCCAUUCAAAGUAUUCAGACAGGAAUCUUUCCAAAGCAACAUUUUAAUUAUUGUCAACUAAUUCCGACACAUCUACAUUCGUCAAUGAUUGAUAAAUUAAUUAAAAUAGCAGCCUUGAAGAAAGCAAAUGUUGAGUACAUUUCGAUUCAUAAUGCUUUUUGAAAUAUUUGAUUCCAAUAUCUUUACUAUGAUAAUUGUUACUUACACUGAUUCACAACAAUGUUGACAGAAUCUUUGACGCGUCGUACAGCUGUGCUUCAUGAUAUUUGUUCCUAUUCUCUGUGUUCCAAGUUCAAAUUUCACUGAGGACGUCGUCUCUCUUCCCUGUCACUAAUCUCUUAAAACUCCAAUGUGGAACUUCUUCCGAGCGCAUUGCUUGGAUGGUAGAGGGUUGUUGGCGCUUGCCGACGCUCCAGGUGCCAAGCGCCUUUUCUCGGUCUACGCCUCAUCUAGGUGUGAAGUGAUGAGCUGGGUGGCCUGUCUCACGCUGAAACGGCAGAGAGGAAGCUGUCUCUGAAGAGUUGGGCGGAGUUGGCGAAUGCGGAAAUCGCUUCCGUCGUCUACAACCACUUGACUGUCGUCCCUUGCCCUGCUUCGUAGCUUACUUUUCCUUUCAUUUUUUUGACCAAAAAUAGUUAAUGAAAAAGAAUUGAUAAAAAUGUAAAAAAAAAUAUAACAAUUUAAGUUGCUGGAUUGACAAAACAGCAAAACUACAGACAGUAUUCGUUCCGGCUUAUUAUUCUGAGUUCGAAUCCCGCUGUCCUACUUGGCUACUAGACUUCACCUGUCUACCGGCUUAAUACUAUCACCGUGGGUGCUUUUAGCAGAAUCCAUUCUCUGUUGGCUGCAAACAUUCGGGUCGGUUUUUCCAGUUUAAGGACAUUUGCAUCUCAUCUUUCUCGAAGGUCUUGAAACGGGUCUUUCUCUCCCACUAAAAGAUAAUGAAAGAAUACUAAUAAUUUCUUAAAUAUUGUCAUUUCAAUAAGUUUUAAGUAUGAGGAGUAUAAUCGUGCGAAUCGACAUCAAUACUUGACCGUUUCCUAUUUUACCAACCCCAAAAGAACGAACAAAAAGGAGAAAAGGCAAGACCGAUCUUUGCUGGACUUGAACUUAAAAAAAAAGCCAUAAAAUGACAGAAUCUAAUUCACCUAUGCUGACACUCAACUAGUCCUACCAAAUUGCUCGCAAGCCUAUGCAAUAACUAUGUAAGAGCACUGAGUCACAUGUUAUCACUCCAAAACCAACUGAUAUUUGAGAGGCAAUUACUAAUUUUCAGUCUAUUAUAUACUUUCAUAUAUUAUAUACUUUCAUAUAUAAUAAAUUUCCGCUGGUAUUUCUUCAAUUUCUAAUAAAAUUGUUAUUUCACUA
This is a messenger RNA of Octopus bimaculoides (California two-spot octopus), 3674 nucleotides long. RefSeq lists its product as uncharacterized. The record is from RefSeq and is a predicted model, not a curated record. NCBI's taxonomy places the organism in Eukaryota, Metazoa, Mollusca, Cephalopoda, Octopoda, Octopodidae.